Messenger RNA from Clunio marinus, 13962 nucleotides. NCBI's taxonomy places the organism in Eukaryota, Metazoa, Arthropoda, Insecta, Diptera, Chironomidae. The record is from the annotation of a GenBank genome assembly.
AUGGCUGAUUAUCGAUUAUUUUGGUUGCGUGAUCGCAUUUCAAAGAUUCUAGGUGUUCAAGACCAUCCAAAAGCUCUUGAGACACUAAUGAAUGAACGAAAUGAUGAGUUCGUAGCGUAUUUGGAUACAAAUGUUACUGCCGUAACAGAAAUAGAAAAAUGUAUUUUCCUUAUUUAUCGGACCUUCUAUGAUCGAUUGGUAGAACGUGAAGUUGUGUCAAUAGAAAAAGUUCCGAGAAACAUGACACCACCGCCACCAGUUGACACUGACAUAUCCAAAGAAAAAAAAGGCAAAAAGGGAAAAGUGAAAAAAGGUAAAGACAUCAAAGAAGAGUUAGCGGAAGUUCGACCUGACCCUGAUAUCGAGCAAGUCGAUAGAGAGGUUGUGGAGACAUCACGUUCUGUGCCUGAGAAGAAAAAAGGCGGAAAAUCGAAAAGACGGAGAACUGCUGUUGAAGAUGAUGAGCCAGAAGGUGAGACUCCUGAGCCACCCAAGGAACAAGAGUAUAACUACAUCGAAGUUCGGAAAAUUGAACAGUCAUAUGAGAAAACGCCAAUUCUACAUGUUGUGUUUGGUAUGGAAAAUGUCAAGGAAAUCGAGAAAAGUGUCUCGUUUAUAUAUUUUAUAAGAAAAUCUUUAAUUCCCAUACCUCCAAUCAGUACGUUAAGCAAAGCAUUUAUGGAAAUGCCAGAACAAUUCUUAGUUGGAACUUUGAGGGGAUCUUUCAUACACGAAUUAUCAUCUAUUUCGAGAACAGUCAUGAAAGAAAUUCUCCAACUUCAACUUCGUGUGCCAAUGAUACAUGAUAAAAAUAUUUUCGAAACAGCGAGUGGGAAGGCAGAGCAGGAGGAUAAUAAAAUAAUUGAUUUUUCUCGACCUUCUGAUUAUCGUGUGAAGGCUUUAGAAGCAAAACAAAUUGUUAAAGCAUGGGACGCCGAUGAGACGCUGGCUUUAAGUCGAAUGUCAACAUUGGGUACGAGAUCAUCAACAGAAUCUCUCAAGACUAGAAACACCCCAUAUGAAGAACCGACACCUCCAAGUCAGGAUGAAAAAUGGAAUCAAUUAUAUGCCAAAGCCGAACAGGAUGCAGAGAGGGAACGAGAAAUGAACCAGAAUGUUGCAAUAAAGAAGAACUCAACAGUCGAGAUAUUACAAAAUAAUCUUGAUAUAUUUCAACGUACGAUUGAAUGGACGAUAGAUCACGCUGCAUGUUCAUUCAGUUUACCAACUGAAUUUAAAGUUUCUGGACAAGAACACAUUCUUGACGAUGAUGACAAAAUAAAAAUGAAAAUUGAUCCAACAAAAAUGAGCCUCGAUGGCAUAACUCUGGCACAGUUAGAGGAAGUAAACAAUGGAUGGAUAAAUUUCAUCACAAGGACUCUCCGUGAUGGGGUGGCAAAAGAACCAAAUAAUCCGAUAGCAGAAUAUGAGUUAUGGGUUGAACGUGAACGUGAAUGCCACAAUUUGAUAGAACAGUUGAAGUCUCCAUUUGCUGUAAUGAUAUUUGACAAAUUGAAAAGUGAAAAUUCCAAAGUGCUUGAUAAUUGGCCCUCAUUGAUCGAAAAGCUUCAGUCAGAACGUGACUUGGCUCGAGAAAAUGCUGAAUAUUUGUCUACACUGCAGGAGUAUUUUGUUAAAAUUCAAGAGGAGAGCAACUUCUCCUUUAUCAUCUCGAUUAUACCUAACAUGAUGGCUGGCUUGAGACAUAUUUGGACGAUGUCAAGCUACUUCUGUAUCGAUGCGAACAUGUUACUUCUCCUAUCAAAGAUAUCAAACAUUUUCACCGUCAAAGUCAUGAAGCUCAUUGAUCUCGAAAAGAUAUUUAGUCUCCCAGCAACAGCUGCUUACACGCGUGCUCAAGAGUGCGUGGAGUUAUUACAGUGUUGGAAGUCGUCUUAUAUGGAGACGAGAGCGUACAUAGAAGAGUCAGGAAUUGGAUCACGGUGGGAGUUUGACAAGAAAAUCUUGUUUGGUCUUGUUGAUCAUACAACGCGCAUCAGUCAAGACAUUUCCAAUGUUGCAAAGAUAUUCUAUGAGUUUGAAAAUAUGUUUGGUUAUCGUUUACGUUCCAAUGUUGCUGACCCUGAAGAAGUUGACAUUAUGCUUAAAAAAGUUUAUCGCUUGCUUAGUCACAUUUUAAACGUUGACUAUGAUAUUUUUGUGCCAAACAACAAAGAUAAUUGGGAAGCAACACUAGAUUAUUUUUAUAAAUGUACGGAUAUUGUUGAAAAUGAAGCUCGUAAUGUGUUGGAUCAAUGUAUUGAUUCCUUAAAGUCAGCUGAGCAAGGCUUGGAAUUGGUUUCAUAUUUGAAUAAAAUUGAAACUCGGAAAAAGCUUUUAAAACAUUUGCUUUUGAAGAGAGAAAGUAUUAUGAGGAAAUUUUUAACUGAAGUUGAAAUCGUCGAAAGCGAGUUUUUGAAAUAUCGGAAAAAUCCUCCACUUCAAAGAAAUCAAAGCAAAUACUCGGGGGCUGUAAUAUGGGAACGUUUACUAUUCGAUAAAUUGAAGAAAUCCGUAACAGCGUUUCGAAGCAAACAGAUGGAAGAAGAUGAUAAUUCUGAGCAAAACGCUUUAAAACAAUCGGCUUUCAAUCAAUACUAUGCAAUGUUACAAGAAAUAACAUUAUUUGAGAAUGAAAUGUUUGCUCAAUUUUCACAAGACGGAACUUUUAUUGUAAACAAUGUAUUGAAGCGAAACAUCCUGAAACUGAAAUUUAUAACAUUGCCUGAAGAGUUGAAAGAAGAAAUUUUGAGAAAGGAAGAGCCACAGUCAAUGUCUCCUAUGCAAUCUCAAAAGCCUUCUCGUUCCAUCAGCAAAGUGAAGUCAAAGGCACCAGUAGGAUUCUUAGAAACAGUCACGCCAAAGAAAUCCAUAACAGCGAAAUCAAAGUUCAGUAUGUUUUCAAAAGCUAUUCAAUGGAUGGCCAAUCGACCAAGCAACGACAAUCCAGAUUUGGCGCUUGCGGAAAAAUUAAUGAAAGCAUCAGAAAGUUCGAUGAGCAUGAGAAGUUCAUCUAAAGGUAUACGAGAAUCAAGAACUGACUUCAAAGUCUCUCAAGCCAAGUAAAUAUUCGAUGUUAUGAUUGAAGGUCAACAGUUUGAAUUUUUGGGUUUAACAUUAAAUCCAGUCAUCAGAAUGGCCAUCAUGCGAAAAAUCCAUUUUUUGCGUGAUAAGCUAUACGAUGCAGAGUCAACAAUUCAAGCUGGUCUUGGUCGUUAUACAUGGCAAACGCUAAACAUUCAGCAUUUCUGUGAGAAAUGCGAGAAAUUAUUGAAGUCGUUAUCAGCUAUCGUUGUGCAAAUUGGGAUCAUGGGAAAGAAAAUCCGGUCAAAAGUUAACAAUGUGGAAUCUUUUUCAUUAUUUUCAAAUGACAUGAGUGUGGCUAAGAAAAAAGGACUGAGUGAUGAAAAGUUGCCACUCACAUUAAACAAUUGUUCAUCGAAGUUGGGAAAAUCAAGCGAAACUCCGGAUGAUGAUUUAAAUAAUUUUGAAAAGCGACGAAAGAAAAGCGUUCGAAUUGUCGAGAGCGAUGACAGCAUUAAGCCGUGCUUGGAAUUUUUUAAAAGUCUCGAACUCGAUCGUAACGAUAAAACAAACAAACUGCAAAAACUUUACAAUUCCAUUGGUCCAAGCAUGAUAAAGCUUGAAUCUCUGAUUCUGGGCUCGUUCACUGGUGAAUCAGAGAAAAUGAGCUUUUAUUAUAUUUACUGGGAAAAAGAAUUAUUUUCUACUCUGAUGCGCUUCACUCUUCGAAAUCUUCAAGAAUUUUGCGAUAAAUUGAAGUGUAGUAACGUGAUUUUUGAGGUUGAUGCGGUCUUGGCAGCACCGGAAAUUAUCAUGAAGCCAACAGCUAAUGAGAUCUACAAUAUUAUGGUUCAUUCAGUGAAGGACUUUCUUGAACGAUUGAAAGCCUUCAGACGAUGGAUGUCAGAAACUGCUAAAAGCUGUCCGCCUACCAAACUGGAUAACAAUGAGACUUAUGUAUUUAGCUUUUACGAAGACAUCGUUCAGAUUCCAAAAGUUUGCGAACUUGUUAUGAAUUUGCAACAAACUAUUCAGAACUCAAUAUCUGAUGUUCAAUCUUAUUUAUCACGGUGGCAUAAAUACAAGAGUUUAUGGAUGAACGAUAAGAAUGUCGUGUGCGAUAAGUACUUAAAUCGUGGCAUUUCACUUGUAAGAUUAGAUGAGAAAUUUAUUUUCUUCACUCAAAUCAUCAACGAUUUGGAGAACGUUAAGCCUUAUCACGAUAUGAAAUCCAUUCGGAUUAAUUUGCGUCCCCUCAUUCAUGCAAUUAUCGAGCAUGCUGUCGAAUGGCGUAAUACCCUUGGAAAUAUGUUGUCGGAUCGGACCAGUGUCGAGAUGGUUGCAAUGAAUAGCGAGUUUAAGUUUCCCUACGGCGAUAUGUUGAUGGCAUUUCAUUUGGAAAAGCGAUGGAAAAAGUUGUUUAGUUCAGCUUUAUAUCGUUCAAAAACGUUGCACUCAACAAAAGUAAAAUUCUCGCAAAUGACAGCAAAUGAUAUUGAAAAGUUUAAGCAAGAGCUGGACGAGUUUGUAAACAAAUUCGAGAUUGAAGGUCCCGGUGUUGAGGAAGAUAUGGACAAAGGACAGAAAUUAAUGCAAAUAUAUGCUGUGGAAUUUGAAAAGUUAGAAGCUGUUCGCUCGGAAAUGGUUAAUGCUGAGAAGCUUUUUGACAUUGAAGUUACUGAUUACGGACGUUAUUUGAAUGUCAAAGGAGAAUUUGAGCAAAUGCAAGUAAUUUAUAAACUUUAUCAAGCACAGAAAACAGCUAGACAAACUUGGGGAAAGACUCUAUGGGUGAACCUAAAUACUCAAGCAUUAACUGAUGGAAUCGAUAAUUACAUCAAAGAUUUUCGUAAACUUCCAAAACCCAUACGUCAAAUGUCAAUAGCUGGCGUCUUAGAACAAAUUAUGAAGCAAUUCAAGAAUGUUGUACCGCUCUUAGCAAGUCUUAAACAUGACGCACUACGCGAACGUCAUUGGAAGAAACUCAUGAUGAAAACAGGGCAAUCUUUCGACAUGUCACCAGAUCGAUUCUCCUUGGACAACAUGUUCUCAAUGAAAUUGCACAAAUAUCAAGAGAUUGUCGAAGAAAUUGUUAUGAAUGCAAACAAAGAACUCUCCAUUGAGCAAGGAGUGAAGGAAAUUGCUACACUAUGGGAAACAAUCAAAUUUUCCGUCAUCAGACACACAAUGGGAAACAAUAUUGAUCGGGGAUUUAUCCUUGGACCAACAGAUGAAAUAACACUAAUACUGGAAGACAAUUCAAUGAACUUACAAUCAAUGAGCGCUUCGCCAUUCAUCGGUCCAUUUAUGUCGACUGUUUUAAAAUGGGAAAAAUGUCUUACACUAGUUUCAGAGAUUAUUGAAGAAUGGUUAGCAACACAAAGAAAAUGGUUAUAUCUCGAAGGGAUCUUUGUUUGUGGAGAUAUUCGUGAUCAAUUACCAGAUGAAGCAAAAAGCUUUGAUGAUAUCGAUACAGCAUUUCGAAGGCUUAUGAAAGAGACGGCAGAAAAACUUCUUGUGAUUGAUAUUUGCAUUGUGGAUGAGCGUCUUUCAAAUAUUCGAACAUUGAAUACUAAUUUGGACAGGUGUCAGAAGUCAUUAAACAACUAUCUCGAUAUCAAGCGACGAAUAUUUCCUCGCUUUUAUUUUAUUUCGACAGAGGAACUUUUAUCGAUUCUAGGCAGCAGUCGAAAGGAUUGUGUUCAAGAACAUAUGAUAAAAAUGUUUGACAACAUCAAGUCAUUGACAUUUGCAAGUCCUUCAUCUGGUGGUCAGGUCGUGACAGCAAUGAAUUCAGUUGAAGGCGAGAUAAUGCAGUUCAAAAAUCAAGUGUCAACUGACGGAAAUGUUGAAGAUUGGAUGAAUGCUGUUCUAUCUGAAAUGCGAUAUAGUAAUCGAUAUAUUACGAAGAAAGCGAUUUUUGAUUAUGGAAAGAACAAAGAAAUGUCGAGACCAGAUUGGACUAUGAUGUAUCAAGGAAUGGUUUGUUUAGCUGCUAACCAAGUUUGGUGGACAUCUGAGGUUGAAGAAGUCUUCCAGAAAGUAGCUAAAGGAAAUAAACGUGCUAUGAAAGAAUAUUUGGAAAGUCAAAAUAAACAAAUUGAUGACCUUGUCAAAAAGGUUCGUGAAAAUCUAACAAUGAACGAUCGAACAAAGUUUAAAACAAUUGCAACAAUCGAUGUUCAUGCUCGUGAUAUUAUUGAAACUUUUGUCCGUGAUAGCGUCCUUGAUGCCCAAGAAUUUGGAUGGGAAAGUCAAUUAAGGUUCUAUUGGAUGAAAGAUAUUGACAACUUGUAUGUGGUUCAAUGUACAGGAAAGUUUGAAUACGGAUAUGAGUACAUGGGAUUGAACGGACGUUUGGUCAUCACUCCAUUAACCGAUCGUAUUUAUUUGACAAUCACUCAGGCAUUGGUAAUGAAAUUGGGUGGAGCUCCAGCUGGCCCUGCUGGAACGGGUAAAACGGAAACUACGAAAGACUUGGCAAAAGCCAUGGCAUUGCUAUGCAUGGUAACAAAUUGCGGAGAAGGCAUGGACAAUCGUGCUGUGGGUACAAUUUUAGCAGGAUUAUCGCAAUGCGGUGCCUGGGGCUGUUUCGAUGAAUUCAAUCGAAUUGAUUUAUCAGUAUUGAGUGUGAUAUCGUCACAAUUGCAAACAAUAAGGAGCGCUUUAUUGGCCAACAAGGAGAAAUUUAUGUUUGAAGGUCAAGAAAUCUCGCUCGAUUCUAAAGUUGGCGUCUUUAUCACAAUGAAUCCUGGUUAUGCUGGAAGAACUGAGCUACCGGAAUCUAUCAAGGCUCUUUUCCGACCUGUCACUUGCAUCAUGCCAGACUUGGAGUUAAUUUGUCUAAUUUCAUUAUUUAGCGAUGGAUUUCUUACGGCUAAAGUGCUUGCUAAGAAAAUGACAGUUCUUUACAAAUUGGCUCGUGAGCAAUUAUCGAAACAAUAUCAUUACGAUUGGGGCCUGCGUUCACUGAAUUCCGUCCUUCGAAUGGCUGGCGUUGCUAAGCGUCAAACGCCUGAAGCUUCCGAAUCUGUCGUUUUGAUGCGCGUCUUACGUGACAUGAAUUUUCCCAAAUUCAUAUUUGAAGAUGUUCCGCUGUUUUUGGGUUUACUAAAAGACUUAUUUCCUGGCGUUGAGUGCCCGCGUGUCGGUUAUCCGGAGCUCAACGAAACCGUCAAAAAGAUUUUACAGCAGAACGGAUUCAUUUUACUGUUGGAUCAGGUUGACAAAGUAGUCCAAAUGUAUGAAACGAUGUUAACGCGACAUUGUACGAUGGUUGUGGGCCCAACAGGUGGCGGCAAGUCAGUUGUGAUAAAUACGUUGGUCAAAGCACAAACCGCGAUGGGAAUCACAACGAAAUGUGUUACUUUAAAUCCAAAGGCAUGUUCCGUAAUCGAAUUGUACGGUUAUCUCGACUUGGAAAGUCGAGACUGGCUUGAUGGAUUGUUUUCCAACAUCUUUCGAGAAAUGAAUAGAAAUACUGGCGAUGAUGUGAACGUGCGAAGCUACGUGUGCUUUGAUGGUGAUGUUGAUGCCUUAUGGAUUGAAAAUAUGAAUUCAGUGAUGGAUGACAAUAGGCUUUUGACACUAGCAAAUGGUGAAAGAAUUCGUCUUGAUCCUCGUUGUGCACUUCUGUUUGAAGUCGGUAAUCUUGAAUAUGCUUCGCCUGCCACCGUCAGUCGUGCUGGAAUGGUCUAUGUGGAUCCCAAAAACUUGGGAUAUGAGCCAUAUUGGCAACGAUAUAUCGGCACUCGACGAGAACACGAACGUGAAAAAUUUCAUGAUUUGUAUGAGCGUCUCGUGCCAGAACUGAUGGAAUUUGUACACGAAGGAAUCGAUGGAACGAGCCAAACUUUCGAACCUCUAAAGACGAUUGUAAUGCAAAGUGAACUCAACAUGCUGACACAAUUGUGCAAAAUGUUAGAUGCAAUUUUGCCGCACACGGAAAACGAUAAAAUCAUUUACGAUGAUGAAGUGAUAGAAUGUGCUUUUGUAGAGAGUCUUUAUUGUUCCUUUGGAGCUUCUCUUAUUGAUGAUAGUCGAACGCGUUUCGACAUAUUCAUGAAAAAAUUAAAUCCUCUUAUGACAGUUCAAGAUUCCAUUGACAAACCAGCGAAUACAACGCAAUGUCCAAGUUCGAAAGAGACUUUAUAUGAAUAUUUCUUUGAUCUUGAACGCAGAGAGUGGAUUGCUUGGGAUUGGUUGGUUCCUGAAUACAUUCACAAUCCUACGAUAAAGUUUAGUGACAUUCUCGUACCAACUGUUGACACUUUGAGGACUAAUUGGAUUCUUAGUUUAAUGAACGAGUUAAAGCAUCCGGUAGUUUUGGUUGGUGAAACCGGCACAUCAAAAACCGCAAUUAUAUCAAACUUUCUCAGAAACAUUAAUCCAGAUCGUUAUAUUGUAUUAAAUAUAAAUUUUUCAUCGCGAACAACAUCGUUGGAUGUGCAAAGGACAAUUGAAGCCGCCGUUGAGAAGAGAACAAAAAACGUUUUUGGUCCACCUGUUGGUAAAAAGCUAAUUGCAUUUGUCGAUGAUAUGAACAUGCCUAAAGUGGAUAACUAUGGCACUCAACAGCCCAUUGCUUUGUUGAAGCUUUUUGUUGAAUGUGGCGGAAUGUACGACCGUGGAAAAGAUCUGAAUUGGAAGUUCUUUCGUGAUGUGUCGUUCAUUACGGCAAUGGGGAAAGCUGGUGGAGGACGUAACGAAGUAGAUCCACGCUUCAUAUCGAAAUUUGCCGUUUUCAAUUUACAAUUUCCUCUCAAUUCGACGUUAAAGCAUAUUUACGGAAGUAUUUUGAAGGGUCAUUUGCUGAAAUUCGCCAAUACUGUUCAAGCUGUUGCUGAUGUUAUUGUUGAAAUGACUUUGGACUUGUUUAAAAUUGCCACAAUUGAGUUACCACCCACACCAUCAAAAUUCCAUUACAUCUUCAACUUAAAAGAUUUAUCGCGUAUUUAUGGUGGAAUAUCCAUGAUUCAGCCUCAAAAUUUUGAAGAGCCACGUCAAUUAGCCCGAGUUUGGCGCAAUGAAUUUACGCGAGUGUUUUGCGAUCGAUUAAUAUUUGAAGACGAUAUCGCUUUGCUACAUAAUCGAAUGAAUGAAUUGGUACAGAAAAACUUUCAAAAGCCAGCACAACGAUCACGACCAACAACAAUUUCCUUCCGUGCUGAAAAAGUUGAGAAGAAGGAUUCAUUAUCAGAUAUGCCAGCAGAUCAAUUUAUAAUGCGAGAUCCGUUAUUAUUUGGUGAUUAUCGACAUGGUGUGGUCGAUGACGAGGCGAGAAUUUACGAAGAUCUCUUAGAUUUCACAGCUGUUAUGCAUCUCUUUCGUGAGAUUAUGGAUGAAUACAAUGAUCGUCAUGGAAAUAUGGAUUUGGUGUUAUUUGAUGAUUGUCUUGAUCAUUUAACGAGAGUUCACCGUGUGCUGAGAAUUCACAAAGGCCAUGUGAUGUUGAUUGGUGUAGGUGGAUGUGGAAAACAUAGCGUAGCACGAUUGGCUGCUUUUGCAGCACGCUGUGAAGUAUUUGAAAUAAAGCUGAGUCGUGGUUACAAUGAAACAUCAUUCAAAGAAGAUUUAAAAAUUCUUUUCAACAAUUUAAUGACGAAGUCAACAAUCUUCCUGUUUUCGUCAGCACAAAUUGCGGAAGAAGGAUUUCUGGAGUUCAUAAAUAAUAUUCUCACCAUUGGAACAGUGCCAGCGCUAUUUACUGACGAGGAGAAAGAUACGAUAAUUGGUAAUUGCCGGGAUGCUGCAAAAGAAGCUGGAUAUUCCGUUUCAAAAGACAGUGUUUGGAAAUAUUUCACAGACAAAUGUUCGGAGAAUUUGCAUGUGGUCUUAUCGAUGUCGCCCUCGGGGGAUUCAUUGCGUAAUCGUUGCCGUAGCUUUCCUGGUCUUGUUGGUAAUACGACAAUCGAUUGGAUUUUCCCAUGGCCAAAGCAAGCCUUAAAAUCUGUCGCACGAGGAUAUAUUUCAGAGAAUCGAAAAAUCCCUGACAUUUAUAAAGAGCCAAUCAAUGAUCAUGUCGUUCAUGUGCAUGAAUCAUUGAGACAUUAUACUCAAGAAUACGCAACUAUUCUUCGACGAAGAAAUUAUGUUACACCGAAACAUUAUCUUGAUUAUGUCACCACUUAUGUUCGUCUGUUGGAUGAAAAAAUCUCAUAUAUCACGAAACAAAUGUCACGUUACUCUGACGGCGUUAGAAAGAUUGAAGAUGCAUCAUCUCAGAUUGAUUUGUUGCGAGUUGAAGUUGAGAAAACCAAAACGGAAGCAACGAAGGCAGCUAAAGUAUGCAAUGAUGUUGUGUACGACAUUGAGAGCUCCACGGAAAAAGUCAUGAAAAAGAAAAAGGAAGCAACAGAAAAAUCAACUGAAGUGGAACUAAAUCGCAAGCAAAUUACAGUGGAGCAGGAAGAAGCUGAAGAAGCACUUCGUCAAGCGUUACCCGAUCUUGAAAAUGCUCGCACUGCACUUGAUACGCUUCAAAAGAAAGAUAUUACGGAAAUUCGUUCUUUUGCCAAUCCACCUGAGCCCGUUCAAAUCAUUUGCGAAUGUGUUGCCAUUCUUAAAGGUCUGAAAGAUAUUUCAUGGAAGACGGCAAAAGGAAUGUUGGCCGAAACAAACUUUUUAAAGAGUCUUCAGGAAAUGAAUUGUGAUCUAAUAACCGUAAAACAAGUUACAAGUUGUCGAGCACAUAUGAAGAAGACAACAAAAAUGGAUGAAAUGAAAACAAUUUCAAAGGCUGGUUAUGGUCUUUUGAAAUUUGUUCAAGCUGUCUUGAAGUAUUGUGACACUUAUCGAAUAGUCAAACCGAAACAAGAUCGCGUUGAGUUUUUGCAAAAUGAUUUGGAAGAGAAAGCAAAAAUUCUCGAGUAUCUGCGACUUGAAGUUGAGAGUUUAGAAAAGGAACUUGAUGGACUUAACACGAAGUAUAAAGAGUCACUGGCGUUGAGACAAAAGUUCAGCGACCAACUUGAAGUGUCAGAGAAGCGUUUAAAUGCAGCGGAUCGCCUAGUUACUGGUUUACUUUCAGAGAAGAUUCGAUGGUCGGAAGAAUUGAAAAUUCUGAACGUUGAUAAAGAAAAUAUCAUCGGGACGUGCUUAUUGUCAGCGUCAUUUAUGGCUUAUGCGGGACCUUUUUCAUGGGAUUUCCGCAAAGUCAUGAUUAAGGAUUGGCUUGAUGAUCUGAUAAGUCACGGGGUUCCUGUUACAACACCAUAUCAUAUUGAAGAGAGCUUAUCAAAUAACGUCGAGAUCAGCACAUGGUCGUCCGAAGGACUUCCGCCUGAUGAAUUAUCCGUUCAAAAUGGGAUUCUAACGACACGCUCAUCACGAUUCUCUCUAUGCAUUGAUCCACAACAACAAGCUUUGACAUGGAUAAAGAAACGGGAAUUUCACAAUAAUUUAAAAGUUUUAUCGUUUAAUGACUCCGAUUUUUUGAAGCAUCUUGAAUUAGCUAUGAAGUUUGGAACUCCAGUGUUGUUUCAAGACGUUGAUGACUACAUCGAUCCAGUAAUUGGCAAUAUUUUGGAGAAAAAUUUUCGCAUCGUUUCGGGACAAAGAUUUGUAUUGUUAGGUGACAAAGAAGUCGAUGUUGAUGAUAACUUCCGAUUAUAUUUGACAACGAAAAUAGCAAAUCCAUCACUUGAUCCGUCAGUUUAUGCAAAAGCGUUGGUGAUUAAUUACGCAGUCACUGUUGACGGUCUUGUUGAUCAAUUACUGAGUGUCGUGGUGCGAGAAGAGCGACCCGAUUUGGAAGAACAGAGAGAGAUGCUCAUUGAAGAGACGAGCAUAAACAAAAGUCUUUUGUCGACUCUUGAAAAUUCGCUUUUGCGUGAAUUGUCGAAUUCCACCGGUAACAUGUUGGACAAUGAAGAUUUAAUUCACACACUUGAAAAUUCAAAAUUGAAAGCAGCUGAAGUGGCUGGAAAAUUGGAACUGGCAGCGGCAACAUCACUUGACAUUGACAUGACUCGAAGCGAAUAUCGUCCGGUGUCACAACGUGGCGCACAUUUGUUCUUUGUUCUCGCAGAUUUAGGUGUGAUAAGCCCAAUGUACCAAUAUUCACUUGCAUCUUAUCUUAUAGUUUUUAAGAUGGCUUUACGUAAGGCAUUGCCUGACUUUGAACUUGAACAGAGACUUUUCAACAUUUUAACGACGUUAACUAAGAACGUCUACGAUUAUGGAUGCAAAGGAAUCUUCGAAAAGCAUAAACUUUUAUAUUCCUUUCAACUGACAGCAAAAUUACAACAAAGUGUUGGGAAAUUGACGCAACAAGAAAUUGAUUUCUUCAUUAAAGGUUCAGUGACGUUGGAAAAAAGUGAAAAAGUUUGCCCAGUGAAAUGGUUGAACGAUAAAGGCUGGCAAGAUUUGCUACAGCUUUCAAAGGAUUUUCCUGAUGAUUUCGGUUCCCUUCCAGAUCACUUUUGUGAUAACCACGAGGAAUGGAAAAUUUGGUAUGACUUGGACGCACCUGAACGUGUUGAAUGUCCUGGAAAUUUCACCAAAGGGUUGUCGUCAUUUAGUAAGAUUAUGUUGCUUCGCUGUUUCCGUCAAGAUAGAAUCUACCUUGCCAUAAACUCUUACGUGACUGAAAUCAUGGGAGAAGAAUUUGUAACACCCCCGGUCAUGUAUGGUGGACGCGUAAUUGAUGAUUUCGAUAGACGCAUCGUACGUGUUUACAUGGAUGAAUAUAUGGGCGAUUUUCUGUUUGACACAUUUCAACCCUUUCAUUUUUAUCAUGAUGACAGUGUUGACUAUCGAAUACCCAUCGCUCAACAACGAGAAGAGUUUAUUGAUGCAACCGAUUCAUUACCUUUCGCAAAUACACCGGAAGUAUUUGGUUUGCAUCCGAAUGCUGAAAUCAACUACUAUGGCGAAGCGACACGACAAAUAUGGAAUCAUUUAAUUGAAUUACAACCACAAACAGGAUCUGCCUAUGGUGGAAUAAGUCGUGAUCAAUUCAUUGACAACAUUGCAGUUGAGAUUUUGAAAAAACUACCAGCACCAUUUGAAAUUUGGCGAAUAAAGAAAUCUUUUGCAAUGAAUGUUACACCAACAUUGAUUGUUUUGUUGCAAGAACUGGAACGAUUCAAUCGGCUUCUCGAAAGAAUGUUGAGUACAUUAAAGCUUUUGAGAAAGGCUUUGGCAGGUGAGAUUGGAAUGGAUUUAACGAUUGAAGAAAUUUCCAAUGCAUUGUUCACUGGACAACUUCCUAACGAUUGGAGAAGAUUAGCACCUGAAACAUGUAAAUCGUUGCCCAAUUGGCUUGAUCACUUAAGCCAUCGUGCUGUUCAAUAUCGUUAUUGGUCUUCAUCUGGCGAACCUUUAGUAAUGUGGUUGUCAGGACUUGCAAUCCCAGAAAGCUUUCUCACAGCCCUCGUUCAAAUGGCUUGCCGUAAAAACAAUUGGCCAUUAGAUCGUUCUACACUUUUCACAAUCGUCUCAGACUUUGCCGAUCCCGAUGAUGUUGAAGAACGUCCUGAGUCGGGUUGCUAUGCACACGGCAUGUUUUUGGAAGGCGCCAGAUGGAAUCUUAAGAAUAAAUGCCUGGAGAAGUCAUUACCAAAAGUGCUUAUUGAGCCUUUACCAAUCUUAUCAAUUCAACCGAUUGAAGCUCAUCGCCUCAAGUUACAAAACACAUUUCGGACGCCUGUUUACACAACAUCAAAACGUCGGAAUGCAAUGGGUAUUGGGCUUGUAUUUGAAGCUGAUCUUGGGACAGAAGAGCAUGUGAAUCGAUGGAUAUUGCAAGGUGUCUGUUUGACAUUGAACGACGAUUAAAUUUUAUGCAAAGCUUCCAAAGCAAUGAAGACAAACAUUAGAAAGACUUUUAUUUUUAUAUCUACUUUUCUUAAAAUUUCUAAAUCGUCAAUAAACCAAAUCCUCCAUAAACUAUGAUAAUCUUUUGACUUCCCUUUGUUAACUUCAAGGCAAAAUAAA